GCUGGGCUCAUCAAAUCUAGGUUAUACUCAAUUAGAACAAACUUCCUAAAAUCUCACUAUAUCAAUCGCAGCCAUUAGGGUUUACUUAUCAUCCUCAUUCCUCAGUCGACGACGCCCUCACGCAGUAAGGCAGCUCAAGGAUGUCGCACAGGAAGUUCGAGCACCCCAGACAUGGGUCUCUUGGGUUUCUCCCAAGGAAGAGGGCUAACCGUCAAAGGGGAAAGGUGAAGGCUUUCCCCAAGGAUGAUCCAUCAAAGCCAUGUAGGCUUACUGGGUUCCUAGGUUACAAGGCUGGUAUGACCCACAUUGUUAGGGAGGUCGAGAAACCUGGAUCAAAGCUUCACAAGAAGGAGACUUGCGAGGCUGUGACUAUAAUUGAGGUUCCACCAAUGGUAAUUGUUGGAGUUGUUGGUUAUGUGAAAACCCCACGUGGUCUGAGGUCUUUGAACACUGUCUGGGCUCAGCAUUUGAGUGAGGAGAUUAGAAGAAGAUUCUACAAAAACUGGUGCAAGUCAAAGAAGAAGGCUUUCACUAAAUAUUCAAAGAAGUAUGAAUCUGAUGAAGGGAAGAAAGACAUUGCAACUCAGUUGGAAAAGUUGAAGAAAUAUUCAACUGUUAUCAGAGUCAUAGCCCAUACUCAGAUUAGGAAAAUGAAGGGUCUAAAGCAGAAGAAGGCUCAUAUGAUGGAGAUCCAAGUAAAUGGUGGAUCAAUUGCAGAGAAAGUUGACUUUGCCUACAGUUUCUUCGAGAAACAGGUUCCAGUUGAUGCUGUUUUCCAGAAAGAUGAGAUGAUUGAUAUCAUUGGAGUUACAAAGGGUAAGGGUUAUGAAGGUGUGGUCACUCGUUGGGGUGUGUCUCGUCUUCCUCGAAAGACCCAUAGAGGUUUGAGGAAGGUAGCUUGUAUUGGUGCAUGGCAUCCUGCCCGUGUCUCCUUUACAGUUGCCAGGGCUGGUCAAAACGGUUAUCAUCAUAGAACUGAGUUGAACAAGAAGAUUUACAGGCUUGGAAAGGCUGGAACUGAAACUCACACUGCUGAUACUGAGUUUGACAGGACUGAGAAAGAUGUUACACCGAUGGGUGGUUUCCCUCAUUAUGGUGUGGUGAAGGACGACUUUUUGAUGAUUAAAGGAUGCUGUGUUGGGCCGAAGAAGAGGGUUGUUACUCUUCGUCAGUCCCUGCUUACACAAACUUCACGUUUGGCUCUUGAAGAGAUUAAGCUUAAGUUUAUCGAUACAUCUUCCAAGUUUGGACAUGGAAGGUUCCAAACAACAGAGGAGAAGCAGAAGUUUUAUGGAAGACUCAAGGCUUAGUGAUGAUAAUGAUAUUUUGAUGACUGAAGUGGCCUUUCUUUUUCAUGUAUUUUAGUUUUUUAUGCCUUGUUUGACUUUAUUCUGGGCUGCAUUUCUGGAUUCUUACACCGAUUUUGUUCUUGGUUUUGGUCAUGAAUAUUAGUUUUCUCUGUUUAAUCAGACAGAAUUGUGUCGGUAUUGAAUGGCUAUUUAUAUUUCUUUGUUGUUGG
This is a messenger RNA of Impatiens glandulifera, 1519 nucleotides long. RefSeq names its product 60S ribosomal protein L3-1-like. Gene Ontology annotation, cellular component: ribosome; cytosolic large ribosomal subunit. NCBI's taxonomy places the organism in Eukaryota, Viridiplantae, Streptophyta, Magnoliopsida, Ericales, Balsaminaceae. The transcript has 6 exons. Gene Ontology annotation, biological process: ribosomal large subunit assembly; translation. The record is from RefSeq and is a predicted model, not a curated record. Gene Ontology annotation, molecular function: structural constituent of ribosome; RNA binding. The coding region runs from base 141 to 1310 and encodes 389 amino acids.